AUGGAAUCAAUUAAAGAAAGAUAUGAGAAGGUGAGGCAUUAUUCAAUGAAAUGGUUAUUAGAAGAUAUAGACAUUAACAAACAACAACACCAGUACCUCCAUUUUUGGAAACCAUCAAUAGAAGAAGAAGUUAAUAAGAGCUGCUUAGGUAAUUGGUAUCCAUCAGAAUUUGAUUACGAUGGAAUUCAUUACUACUUCUGUGAACAAUUUCUAAUGGGAUGCAAAGCAAAAUUAUUUGGAGAUGAUGAAACAUUCAAAUUAAUAAUGGACUCUAGAAAUCCUUAUGAAAUGAAGAAACUAGGGAAAAAAGUAAAACACUUUAAAGAAGAAAUUUGGGAUAAAUACAAAGCUGCUGUUAUGUUUGAGGGAGGUCUUGCUAAAUUUUCUCAGAACCCUCAACUAAGACGAUUCUUGAUAGAGACAGGAGACCAAGUUCUUGUUGAAGCGAGUAAAUUUGAUGCUGUUUGGGGGAUUAAAAUGGAAGAGCUAGAUGAGGGAGCAAAUGACCCACAUCAGUGGUGUGGUGAAAAUAUUUUAGGAUUUACUUUAAUGUCAAUAAGAGAUUAUCUUCUUGUUUGA
This is a messenger RNA of Entamoeba dispar SAW760, 579 nucleotides long. RefSeq lists its product as uncharacterized. The record is from RefSeq and is a predicted model, not a curated record. The transcript has a single exon. NCBI's taxonomy places the organism in Eukaryota, Evosea, Mastigamoebida, Endamoebidae. The coding region runs from base 1 to 579 and encodes 192 amino acids.